AUGCGUGUUACGAAUAAUAAUAUUGUUCAAGUCACCGGAUACUGCCGUUGCUUAAAGACAAUUGCGGCAUCAGAUUAUGUUCCUACAGAAAAAGGAAUUCAUUAUGUUCAGUUGACAUAUAACUGA
Cetraspora pellucida is the source of this 126-nucleotide messenger RNA. The record is from the annotation of a GenBank genome assembly. Lineage: Eukaryota; Fungi; Glomeromycota; Glomeromycetes; Diversisporales; Gigasporaceae.